This is a messenger RNA of Kickxella alabastrina, 204 nucleotides long. Its product is annotated as copper fist DNA binding domain-containing protein. Gene Ontology annotation, cellular component: nucleus. The transcript has a single exon. Gene Ontology annotation, biological process: intracellular iron ion homeostasis; positive regulation of transcription by RNA polymerase II; intracellular copper ion homeostasis. The annotation marks the transcript as partial. The record is from RefSeq and is a predicted model, not a curated record. NCBI's taxonomy places the organism in Eukaryota, Fungi, Kickxellomycota, Kickxellomycetes, Kickxellales, Kickxellaceae. Gene Ontology annotation, molecular function: copper ion binding; RNA polymerase II cis-regulatory region sequence-specific DNA binding; DNA-binding transcription factor activity, RNA polymerase II-specific.
AUGAUACUCAGCAAUGGAAAGAAAUAUGCAUGCCAGCCAUGCAUUCGCGGUCACCGAGCGUCGUCAUGUAAGCAUAGCGAGCGCGAGCUGGUAGAAAUACGACCAAAGGGGCGGCCAGUUACACAGUGCGAAAAGUGCAGACAAUUGCGGAAGUCUCGAAAGGCACACGUCAAGUGUCUGUGCAGCGAACUGGACGAUGACAGU